UGGGAAGGGGAGAAGGAAAGACGGAAGGAGCAAGGCGGGCGUUGAUUGGUUCCUCGCGCUCUGCCCAAUGGGAGGCCGUGUUGGUGCGCGGCGGCGGUGGCUGUGGCAGCCGAAGCCGGGGACUGUCUAAGGAGGGGGGCUGCGUGUUUCCGGAGGACGUGGCGGCUGCUGCUUCUCUUCCUCCGGCUUUUCUCUUCUCCAUUCGCUUCGCCUCGUUGGGUGUCGGACUGUCUGAGGCCGGAGCCUCGCUGCUGCCAUCAUGAUUUCCCUCACGGAUACUCAGAAAAUCGGAAUGGGACUUACGGGUUUUGGAGUGUUUUUCCUUUUCUUUGGAAUGAUCCUAUUUUUUGACAAAGCGCUUUUGGCUAUUGGAAACGUUUUAUUUGUGGCUGGCCUGGCUUUCGUGAUUGGUUUAGAAAGGACAUUCAGAUUCUUCUUCCAGAAGCACAAAAUGAAAGCCUCUGGCUUCUUUCUGGGAGGAGUACUUGUGGUUCUUAUUGGUUGGCCCUUGAUAGGAAUGGUCCUUGAAAUUUAUGGAUUCUUCCUCUUAUUCCGGGGCUUUUUCCCUGUGGUGGUCGGUUUUAUCAGAAGAGUGCCAGUUCUUGGCUACCUCUUGAAUUUACCUGGUAUAAGUUCACUCGUAGAUAAAGUCGGAGAAAGCAACAACAUGGUAUAAUGUCGAGAGUGCCGAAGACUGGUUCUAAAUUUAUAUUAUUUAUAAUGUCCUCUUUUUUUGAAGAAAAAAGAUCAGCACAAAGAUUCGGGUUGUGUACAAAGGCAAAGUUUGUAACAAAAAGUCUUGACGUAAGUUUUUAAAUCUACACCGCAAGUCUACGAAAAAAAGCACCGUUCGCAAAGAAAGAUGUCACAAGUGCGCGAGACUUGCCGCUCCUGGAAUUUGGUGAACUGAAGAAAAAGCCGUAAGGAAACCUGCGGUCUAAAACAAUUCAAGACUCCUUCAUACUUUUUGGAGUAUGGUAUGUGCAAAAUGCAGCAACUUCCCCCUGUGGGACUAUUAGUGCCUGUAACUCUACCUCCUAAUCCCAAGAGGUGUUGUAGAGUAAGCAGGGCUUCCUCUGUAAGGCACAGUCCUUCUUUCCUCCCACCUACCAAUCGUUCUACCUGUGGUUCUUUCUCAGAAGAAAGCAACGAUCAUUUUUCACCUGUCAAAAGCAAAGCGGGCAUCCUUUAGGCAGGACAUGUAUAGCGUUUUAAGACGGAUUGUCGGUCUUAACCACGCGCCGCUAGAGGAUUUCACUACACAGAUUUGCUGUAUACACUUCUUUGUAAAUAUCUGGCUAGAAUAAAGCUUGGUAGGGAAAUGUUUAAAGCCAAAAUGUAAAAUUCCGAUUAGGUUUGUCUGAGGAAUAUGCAAAUAGGUCAACUUAUUUUUGUUGUUUUGGUACUGAGGUCAACUUGAAACCAUUCCUGGUUUUGGAUACCUGUUUGAUUUGGCAGGGGACUGUGGGAAACCAGUUUUACACUCCUUUUUGGCUGGUUCUCCUUGACCCCAUGUUACAUGUAUGCAUCACAAUAGGUCUUGCAGCCCUUUAAGUCAUUGAAUAAAAAGUGCGCAUCAUGUCCGGCCUAUGAAACGGCUUGCUCAGUUUCCACGCGUGCACACUUUAAAAAAAAAAAAAAUUGCGUUCUGGCCGGCUUCUUCAAAAAGGUGCUCCAACCCUAAAUGUAACUUUUGCUGCUUUGCCUGUAGCCGACAUAAUGUUUCCACAUCUUCCGACAUCAUGGCUCCCGCACUGGCAAAGCAGUAGGUCGGGCAUCGGAAGUGGGACUCUUGAGUUUAAGCAUCCUUUUCUUAUGGUAAGACAGUAUGUUACAGCACUAACUUCUUCUGUAAGGUAAAAAACGAUAUUGAGUCAUUUGUAUGUGGGGAGGUCCGUGGGAAGUUUGAGUAGCCUUAAUCAAGCGUCACGCUUAAGGGCUGCUCCCGCCCUCGUGGCUUAAUUUGCUUUUAUUCUGAUGGUUGGGGGAAAGAUGCCUAUUUCUACGAAUAAAAAAGGCUUCAGAGCUGCUUUGUACCUUUUCGAUGAAGUGGGUAAGAGCGUGAAUGACACGAGCACAUUCUGUCCCUGCUCAUUUCUCUUCUUUCUCUCUUCCCUUCCCCCCCUGAACUUUGGGUGAGACUUCGAAGAGGUAGGGCAUCUGAUCCGGCCCUCACAUGCAGAUGGAUAUUUAUUUACAGAAGCCUCUUCACAUUAACGUGAGACUAACUUAUUUUUUUCCGGCUCCAAACAGCUUACGUACACCACGUCGAAGCAGAGAUGCGCACUGGUCAUUUUAUUUGGAGCAUGGACUUUUUUUUUAUUAUCAUUUGCAACUAAUUUCUGAACUUUGACGUAAACUAUUGAUAACUAAGGCUUGACAGCCCUUUUUAAAAUCAGGGUGGUGUGUGAUUAUUUAAAUCAGUUGGCUUUUAGCUUAGACAACUCCAAAAAAAAGAAAAGUGUCAAAAAACACCUUCAGAUGAGCUGUUUCCAGCUGCAAAAGCAAUCCCGGCAGGAACUUUUCCCCCAUUCCUUUGGCUUCGCCUUGGGGAAAGGAAAACGCACUUUGGGAAGAGACGUUUCUUUUUCCAAAAGCCCUUAAAAUGGUUACCUUUAAUCCUUGAAGCCAAUUGCAUACCUCAUUUUGGUCUCACUGUGAAACAUGUUGCUGCCUGUAAGAUGUAAAAAUAUAUAUAUAUGUAGAGGGGGGGCGGAGUUCGGCUGCAGCCAUUUUAAAUAUAUAUAUAAUCCUGUUGAGUGAGACAUAUUGAGAUGUCCCCAGCCACUGAGGCUACCACAAUUUCUCCGAUGCUGCGGGUACACUGUUCUUUAAGCUUUGAUGAGUGGCUGUCGCCGUGGGCAGAACCAUGUGCAGCAUCUGUUGUAUAUUACCCAUUCCCAUAUGAAACUUCUCUACAAAGGCAUGGUCACGUGAGUCGCACCUGUGUCCGAAAACCAUUCGCCCAUAUUACAGGCCCCAAGAGACACACCUCUGUGAAGGUUUGGGGCAGCCAAGCAGUUACAUCCAUGAUUCCUAGAGCUGUAGCCAGGGGACAGAAGAGGUGAUGUAGAUUUUACUGGGCCAUCAAGGUUUCCGUUUUGCAGUAUCUUCUCCCCACGGCGAGUGGAACCGGAGAAGGAACUGUUCGUCUCCCCGAAGGAAGAGGUGUUUGUGCAUUAUAUUAACAAUGUCCAUACAGCUCUCUCUUUGCUUUUUGUUUUACUUUACGCAUGUAUUUAAUAGGAAUGGUGAUAGAAAUCUUGUCACCCUCGACUCAAUCAAGACGACUUGCCCUUUUAAAACCGAUCUGGUAGCAAAACUCCAGUGUGUUGGGAAUCUCAUUCGGGCAUCCCUUUUUAAAAGCAAAAGAUAACUGUACGUGUGGAAGGUGUUGGGUUUCUUUAAGGUGAUCGAAUGCAAACUUGGUGUAAUUUGUCUUCUCACAGCCCUUAUUUGAUUAGGAGAGUAUUUGGAGUGGAGGAUUUUUUGUGUGUACGAUAACUGUAGGGUGAUACUGGAAGAGAAGCGUUAGGAUGAUCUGUCCAAAGCCGCCUUGAAGGUUUAGGUCAGGCGAUAGUAAGACUUUGCUCAGCUCUCCGGCUAGGAACUGGAAGCGGAAUGCCCUGUUCCCUUGAAGGUAACACUCUUUGGUGGAUACAAAGUCGGGUUUUGCAAAGUUGGUAUUGUGAAGCAGUCAGAACGAUUCCUUAGUCCUAAGGUUAUUUUUUUUUCUUUACACCUGGAAAUAUGUGCCGCUGAACUCAGUUGAACUUCUUUCUAAGCAGACAUGCGCAGGAUCAGGCUGCAUGCAUUGUAAGCAUUUGCAAGAAGCAAAAAACCUUCAUUUGUAACCAGUUUUAUUUCCCCCAUUUAAAUAUAAUUCUUCAUUGCUGCUUGAGGAAUCAGACACAGAUCUCGUCCUGAGUAAAUGAACACUGUAAAUACAUUUGUCAUACCUUGAAUAAAGAGGAACUUCUUUUUUCUAUGAA
Heteronotia binoei (common prickly gecko) is the source of this 3992-nucleotide messenger RNA. RefSeq names its product golgi transport 1B (gene GOLT1B). Lineage: Eukaryota; Metazoa; Chordata; Lepidosauria; Squamata; Gekkonidae. The record is from RefSeq and is a predicted model, not a curated record. Gene Ontology annotation, cellular component: endoplasmic reticulum; membrane. The transcript has 5 exons. Gene Ontology annotation, biological process: endoplasmic reticulum to Golgi vesicle-mediated transport; retrograde transport, endosome to Golgi. Bases 260 to 676 code for a protein of 138 amino acids.